Schistocerca cancellata (South American locust) is the source of this 3601-nucleotide messenger RNA. RefSeq names its product NEDD8-activating enzyme E1 regulatory subunit (gene APP-BP1). The record is from RefSeq and is a predicted model, not a curated record. The coding region runs from base 91 to 1710 and encodes 539 amino acids. Lineage: Eukaryota; Metazoa; Arthropoda; Insecta; Orthoptera; Acrididae. Gene Ontology annotation, molecular function: ubiquitin activating enzyme activity; NEDD8 activating enzyme activity. Gene Ontology annotation, cellular component: nucleus; cytoplasm. Gene Ontology annotation, biological process: protein ubiquitination; ubiquitin-dependent protein catabolic process; DNA damage response. The transcript is spliced from 10 exons.
GGUGAAUCUCCUUGGUGUGUGUGUAUACACUGUAUACAAUUGUUCUGUACCGAGGUGGUGAAGGUUGUUUGCGUGUGUUUAUUGUUUGAAAUGGCAUCGCCGGCGCCGAAGUCGCCGGAGCAGUCAGAUAAGUCAAAGAAAUACGAUCGUCAGCUCAGAUUGUGGGGUGAUCACGGUCAAGCUGCGUUGGAGUUAUCGCAAGUAUGUCUUAUUAAUGCAAAUGGCUUGGGAACAGAAAUUCUCAAAUCGUUGGUGUUGCCAGGUAUCGGCGCUUUUACAAUUGUAGAUGGCAAGAAAGUGACGGAAGAGGAUAUUGGAUGCAAUUUCUUUCUAGAUGUGGAUAGCUGUGGUAAAUCACGGGCACAGGUAGCAACACAGCUGUUGUUAGAACUGAAUCCUGAUGUUCGCGGUGAUUAUGUUGAUGAAGAUGUGGAACAACUAUUGGAGAACAGCGCAGACUUUUUCAACAAUUUCACAGUGGUGAUUGGGUCAUCAUUAACAGAAAGAGUCCUCAUCCCUUUAUCAAAAAAGUUGUGGGAGUUGGAUAUACCUUUCAUUGUCUGUCGCAGCUAUGGCUUUGUCGGCUAUGCGAGGAUACAAGUUGCAGAACACACAGUAAUUGAAACCCAUCCUGACAACCAAAUGCCAGAUCUGCGGCUUGAUAAACCUUUUUCUGCUCUCCAGAAUCAUAUAGAUUGUAUAAAUCUAGAUUUAAUGGAAUAUAAAGAUCAUGCACAUGUUCCGUAUGUAAUUAUACUGUAUAAAUACCUUCAGAAAUGGAGAGAGCAAAAUGGAGGCAGGUUACCAAAUACUUUUAAGGAAAAGGAGAGGUUACGAGAAAUGAUUAGACAAGGUAUGUUUCGUGAUGAACAUGGCAAUGUUGAACUGGAAGAAAAUUUUGAAGAAGCAGUUAAGGCUGUAAAUUAUGCAGUCACAUCAACAGCUGUACCAUCUAGUGUAAGAGAAAUACUUGAUGAUGAUGCUUGCAUUAACUUAACAUCAAAGAGCAAACCUUUCUGGAUAAUGGCAAAAGCUGUCCGUGAUUAUAUUGACAACGAGGGUCAGGGAUGCCUGCCAUUGCGAGGAACAUUACCAGACAUGACAGCCGAAACUGAGCGUUAUAUUGCCUUGCAGCAAGUGUACCACAGUGAGGCAGCAAAAGAUGCAGAUGUUGUGUUCAGAAGAGUCCAGCAACUGUUACAUCAGCUGAAUCAACCAGCUGAUACAAUUACAGAGAAGGAUGUUAAAACAUUCUGUAAACAUGCAAGUAAUCUUCAUCUUUUGAGAGGAACACGCAUAGCUGAUGAAUAUGAUCCUAAAACAAACAAUGCUCACAACAUUGCUAUGAAUCUUGAAAAUCCAGAGUCUCCCCUGGUAUAUUACCUAAUGUUAAGGGGAGUAGAUCGUUUCUUUGCAGAAUACAAUGCUUAUCCAGGUGAAUUUGAUGAUCAAGUUGAACCUGACAUUGUUAAACUUAAGGCUUGUAUAUCAAAAUUAUUGAGUGAGUGGGGUUGUGGACCAUUAGCCAAAGAUGACUAUGUGCAUGAGAUUUCUAGAUACGGUGGAGCAGAACUACACUCAGUGUCUGCUUUUAUGGGUGGGUGCAUAGCACAUGAGACCAUUAAAUUUAUCACGGGUCAGUACAAACCAGUCAACAACACAUUUAUAUACGAUGCAAUCACUUGUAGUUCAGCAACAUUUUCUUUGUAAUAAGUCUAAUUUAUUAUGGGAAAAGCCAAGAAAUUAAAUGUACAGAAUUUUUAUAAAUAUAAAAAAUAUUGAACAUGAGCAAAUUUUAUUUUAUGGACGAAAUGUGUAUAGCUGAACAAUGUGGCCAAAAUCUUGGGAUUUGUGUUGUUGGAUUUAAUGUUUUACACAGGAAUAGCAACAAGUAAAAUGCUGAUUGUUCUUACACAAAACAAUGCAGCAAAAUUUCUUUAGACAUUUCUGGGAAUUGGAACAGAAUUAACAUAUCAACACAUGAUGCUGUCUUUACCGAUCUUGCUCAUAUUCACAAAUUUAAGGCACAAAAGAGCAAUGAAUACAAUUUCUGUGCAUAGAACUCAUUUUACUGUGACAGACUGCCUUUAAACUUUUUUUUUUGCCACUUCAGGUUACAUAAUGAACCCACUACCUUUGCUGGAUCUAUCUUAGGAUCAUUGCAGGAAAAUAAUGAUAGGUUAUCCUAAUUUAAUAUUUAUUUAAUUAAUACAAUUCGGUCUACAACUAUAAGUUAUUCCUGUCAUUAAAUUAUUAAAAACAAACAAGCAUACAAUCAAUCUGUACAAAUAAAACAGGAAGUGAAGUUCAGGCGUAGAGAGCAAAGGCUGUGAUAACAGUCCGUUCAUCAUAACAGCACCAUGGUCUUCACUGGAGAAACUGUGGUAUACAUUUAAAGAAACCACAGAUCUGACCACUUUAAGCACAAUUAAAAAUAAUUUGCAACAACCUCCUAAGAGCCAUUUUGAUAGUGAUUUUAUAGAGAACUGUUUUUCCAACAGUACAUGCUGAAUCUCUUGACGGAACAACUAUUUCCUUAUGAAUUAAGGCAAUGCAUAAAGAAGUGUCUCAGCAUUUUACUACUCAUAAAAGUCAAAGGAACUACCACAAUGAGUUAACGUCAGUUCAAUCAGGACUCAAAAGAUCAGGUAUAUAUACACACGCACACCCCUUCCCCUCACACCCUUUACUCAGGUAGACCGAAAAGUGGAAUUCAUAAAAUUCCUGAAAAACUUUGUCAUAUUAAUAAUAACAAUGCCGUAAAUGCACCUGUAUGCACCUAUAUGACUCGUUUCGGCUAGUGGAUAUUCAGCGUAUUUAAGUAUGAUAAGACCAUUAAAAGCUACAUAUAUGUAUAGAAGACCAAUCAAUCAAUCACCAACGUAACUCUUUCCAGCAAAAUUACAAGGACGCAAAUUAAUUCAUGCACAAUACAAAAGUUAAUAAAAUCAAGAAGUUUUAAAGUUUCUGAGAAACCGUCAAUAUAUAUGGGGACUUUACCAAAAAUCCAUCAUAAAAAAAAAAUGCUGAUAAUUCGCUGGGUGAUGCAAUUUCUUCAGCAACAUAAAUGUAACAGUUACCAACUAUAGCAUUCCAAGUUGUCAAAUAGCUUCAGGUAAUUAUCCAGCUAAAUGAGUCUACCACAACUCACACAGCCAAACUGUUUUAACAAGAUACCUAAAAUCAAAAGGUGCAGCUUUCUUCAUUUAUUUCUUCUAAUUUGGCUUUGAACAGUGCUACAACUCAAUUGAUUUCAAUCUAAAUUAUCCAUAUACAACAUGUUAUGUACAAUCAUUGGUAAGCCAUUCAAUGUGAGUCGCCUACUCAAGUUAGCGCAGGAAAUUGCACACCACCAAAAUGUGGCACCAUAGAAUAAAAACAAAUUUUCCUUAAACCCUUCUUCCUCUCUCCAAUAAUCACAUAAGUUGGGACACAAAGAAACUGACAUGAGAAAAUGGCUUUAAAUAAGUUUUUACAAUCGAAUGUGGCACACACAAAAGACAAUUUCUGAUUCUGAACUGGAGAGAAAGAGGGUAAGGAAGCUGCAAACAACAGGCUGACUCACAGUACUGCAGUUGGUAGGUGCUGCCAUUUUGUUCAG